Molecule: messenger RNA, 3145 nt
Organism: Manihot esculenta (cassava)
Lineage: Eukaryota; Viridiplantae; Streptophyta; Magnoliopsida; Malpighiales; Euphorbiaceae
Product: proline-rich receptor-like protein kinase PERK8
Exons: 8
Coding region: 742-2910 (722 amino acids)
Biological process (GO): protein phosphorylation
Molecular function (GO): ATP binding; protein kinase activity
Source: RefSeq, a predicted model, not a curated record
UUCAGAACAUGCUGCGGAUGAUGUUUGCGAAGACGAAAAUUUUCAUCUCUCUCUCUCUCUACUGAUGUACAUGUGAAGUAAAGUUGUCCCCACGUUUCUUUGCGUAUUUUGUGCGCACUUUCUCUCUCCGAUUUUUCUUGCAAAGAAAAAGAUUUCUCGGGAAAACAUACUCAAAUUUCUAACAUUCUAUCAAACCUGUAAAAAACAAAAGCCUCGGAAAAAAAAAUCCAAUUUGAGACAGAUAGGUAAGACUUUUUUGAACUUUGCGCUUCUGGGUUUCUUUGUUUUCGGUUUGGUGAUCUGGAGAAUGCUGCAUUUGUGCAUUCACAGUUCAGAGUUUUGUAGUAUGUAAAGUUCUAAUUUUGGUUAUUAAAGGUUAGGCUAGUAGUGAAAUGGUUUAAUUGAUCUCAUUGUUACAGAAGUUUUGGAAUUACUUUUUCAAUCUAGUUUUUGGUCAGUUGGGGACUUCUGUGCUGAGUUUUGGUAGGUGUUUUGACUUUUUGGUUGAGCUAUGUCUCUGCUUGGAGAUCUGUGUUUCCUCUGGUAAAUAGCUGUUGAGACUGUUUGAAUUGGCAUUUUCUCGAGGUAUUUGGACAUUUGGAGUGGAGAAGUACACUUGUUUGAGAUUUACACUUGGUGUGGACUGUAAAUCCUAAUGAGCAAUUUUAGAUUUGAUAACUGUUAAUGAUCUAAAUUUGGUAAUGGAGGUAUAGUUUCUUGUACGUUUUGUUGGAUACAAACAUGGCCUCAGCAACAUCACUUUCUCCAAACUCUUCCCCUUCUGCAGUUCCACCAACUGGAUUUUCCGUUGCCUCACCACCGCCUGCAACAACUUUGCCUGAUCAGACCACUGAUCCCCCGGUUCCUUCAACCACUUCUAACUCUUCAGCUCCACCCCCUCAAACCCCACCGCCAGCAACCCCAGCUGCUUCCCCUCCGUCCCCACCAGCAUCCCCACCCCCAUCUCUAUCAAGAACGCCACCACCAUCUGCACCACCUCCAUCACCCCCAGCAUCACCACCCCCAGCUCCUCCAGCAUCACCACCUCAAUCAACUCCUAUUGUACCUCCUCCAGCUGUCACUACUUCACCACCUCCUCCACCAGAUGUAUCCCCCCCUCCACGAUCAGCAAGCAGCCCUCCCUCUCCUCAGUCCAGCCCAACCACUCCUGUGGCACCCCCUCCUCAAGCUGUUGCCCCUUCCCCACCUUCUCCUGUUAAUGUCCCUACUCCUUCCACUGAUUCACCACCUCCACCAGCAGAAAAAGCCCCUGAAAGUUCCCCUGCACCUCCAAAUGUUACUCCACCAUCUAGUUCGCACUCUGAUAGCCCUCCACCUGUAACAAAGUCUCCUCCUCCUCUUCCAACAUCUGCAUUGCCAUCACCACCUCCUUCUGUCCCAUCAACUUCUUUACCGCAUGUACCUCCUGCUCCUCCAGAUAGUUCAUCGACAACAGGAACUUCUCCUUUGUCGCCAUUACCCUCUAUCCCUACAGAAAAGCCAACUGCAAGAGCAACUAGUGAUGGCAAUGUCUCUGCAAAUACAACAUCCAAAGGUGCAGGGAAUUUUAACACUGGAGUUGCAGUGGUAAUAGGCAUUGUGGUUGGGUUUGUAGUACUCAGUUUUCUUGUGUUGGCUGCGUGGGUUGUACAAAAAAGAAAGAGAAGGCAUGCUAAAUCAAAUAUUGGGUACACCAUGCCUUCCCCAUUUUCCUCCUCCCAGAAUUCAGAAUCAUUUUUUCUAAGGCCCCUUUCUCAUGGACCUUUGGGAGGAAGCCCUUCUGGCAGUGAUUUCAUCUAUUCGCCUUCAGAGCCAGGUGGAGUAAGCAAUUCAAGACCAUGGUUCACAUAUGAGGAGCUAGUCCAAGCCACAGAUGGGUUUUCAACAAAAAAUCUUUUGGGUGAAGGUGGAUUUGGUUGUGUAUACAAAGGUAUCCUGGUAGAUGGUAGAGAAGUAGCUGUAAAACAAUUAAAGAUUGGUGGUUCUCAAGGAGAGCGUGAGUUUAAAGCAGAGGUUGAGAUCAUUAGCCGAGUACAUCACCGCCAUUUAGUUUCAUUAGUGGGUUACUGUACAUCUGAGAAUCAAAGAUUGCUCAUCUAUGAUUAUGUCCCAAAUGAUACCCUUCACUACCAUCUCCAUGGUCAAGGGAGGCCAGUUUUGGAUUGGGCAAUUCGGGUGAAGGUUGCUGCUGGAGCAGCUCGUGGCAUAGCUUACCUACAUGAAGACUGUCAUCCCCGCAUUAUCCACAGGGAUAUAAAGUCAUCAAACAUCCUUCUUGAUAACAAUUUUGAAGCUCGGGUUUCAGAUUUUGGGCUUGCAAAGAUAGCACUGGAACUGGAUUCAAAUACACAUGUAACAACACGUGUGAUGGGAACCUUCGGGUACAUGGCUCCUGAGUAUGCAACAAGCGGCAAGUUGACUGAAAAGUCUGAUGUUUAUUCUUUUGGUGUUGUGCUUUUGGAGCUAAUUACAGGCCGUAAGCCCGUUGAUGACUCACAGCCACAGGGUGAUGAAAGCCUAGUUGAAUGGGCUCGACCAUUGCUUGCUGAAGCACUUGAUAAUGAAGAUUUCGAAGCGCUAGUUGAUCCAAGGUUGGAGAAGAACUAUGUAGCUGGAGAGAUGUUUCGAAUGAUUGAGGCAGCUGCAGCUUGCGUGCGUCAUUCAGCUGCAAAAAGGCCACGAAUGAGUCAGGUGGUGAGAGCAUUAGGCUCCUUAGAUGAGUCGUCAGAUCUAUCCAACGGAAUGAAACCUGGCCAAAGUGAAAUUUUCGACUCGAGACAACAUUCUGCACAGAUCAGAAUGUUCCAGAGGUUGGCAUUUGGUAGCCAGGACUAUAGUUCAGAUUUUUUCGACAACAGUCAAAGUAGCUGGCGGAGUCGAGAGCAGAGCCAGAGUAACUUUAUGCCAUAAGUGCAUUUCAGCAUUCAAGUUACAAGACUUCCAUGGCAAACAUGAUUAUCCUAAAUUUCCAAUCUAUAACAUGGAGGCUGAUUUCAGAAGGGUUCCAGUUUUGGUCAGUCCUGGAUUUUCAGAACCGUUCAUGAUUUUGUUCUUCCUGGAACAGGGUCAUACUGACUUAGUACAAUCUCAUAUAUUUUAUUCUUUUAUUUUUUGCCCUACUUAUCAGCCAAUAUGAUUUUCCUUC